AUGUAUACGAACGAAGAACCGAUAACUGGAUGGGUAAACAUGAUGAAAAGCGUACCUGGCCUAUGUUUGGGUGUGGGUUUGGGAGCUAUACACGUGGUGUACGUGGAUCCGAAAGUUAAUGCAAUAAUCAUACCAGCGGAUAACGUAGCGAAUAUGAUUAUUACUACAGCUCAUCAUGCGUCCAAACCACGUUCAAAUCCUACAAUUCCAGUAUUCAAUCACGUUCCAAACAAUAUGGCACCAUCUUUGACAUAUGGUCAGGGCUUACAUUAUAUCGUAGAACUUUUAUUGGAGAAAAAAAUAUAUUCGGAAAAUCAGGUCUGGAAACCAUAUGUGAUUUUAACAAGUUCAAAAGUAUUGUUUACUUUUUUUUUUUUUUUAUACCAUUAUUUACCGGCAUAUUUUGUUGAUAUGUGUUUGUGGAUUGUUGGAAAAAAACCAAGGGUAACGAAAAUUUACAAAAAAAUAGAAGUCAUGAUGAGAGAUAUGAGCUAUUUCAGUCGCACCGAUUUUAAAUUUGAUGACAAACAAUUAAAAGCUCUCAUAUUGUCACAGAGUGAUGAGGAUAAAAAAUUGUUCAACAUGGACGUAACAAAUAUAAACUGGGAAAAAUAUUUUUUUAAAUCCAUACUUGGAAUCAAAAGAUACAUCUUAAAAGACUCCGAAGAUCCUAAAGCCGGCCAAAAACGACACCAAACAAUUAUGAUGGCUUAUUAUACCUUAUGGAUAAUUAUUUAUGGAAGUCUUUUAUAUUUAUCUUAUGUAUUAUUGAAAAUGGUAUUUCCUAUAAACUAA
Molecule: messenger RNA, 795 nt
Organism: Macrosiphum euphorbiae (potato aphid)
Lineage: Eukaryota; Metazoa; Arthropoda; Insecta; Hemiptera; Aphididae
Source: the annotation of a GenBank genome assembly